This is a messenger RNA of Colletotrichum destructivum, 1494 nucleotides long. RefSeq names its product Putative tryptophan synthase beta chain-like, PALP domain-containing protein. Bases 459 to 1409 code for a protein of 316 amino acids. Gene Ontology annotation, cellular component: cytoplasm. Gene Ontology annotation, biological process: L-cysteine biosynthetic process. The record is from RefSeq and is a predicted model, not a curated record. NCBI's taxonomy places the organism in Eukaryota, Fungi, Ascomycota, Sordariomycetes, Glomerellales, Glomerellaceae. The transcript has a single exon.
GUGUGUUUCCUGUCACUCGGCCCCAGCACUGUUACUACGACAAAUAGAAUCAUUUCCUUUGCCACAACUCGGAGCUCAUUGGAUUACACUACAUUCACGGAAUAACUAUGACAAAAGUGUCGUAUCCUUUCCAAAGCUCCUUAGUCCGAAACUGACUAUUUAGUCUCGAGGACGGAUCGGUUAUUGCAGUCUUGAGUCGUUGAUCCUGAUCUCACACAACAGGCCCAGCGAAUGAUGUUUCUUACGCACCUUUGAGUAGAGAGCAGCCAUCAUUCUCGCCAACCUCCCAUUGCACACUCCACUUACACGCGCCCUUGGAUGACAAAGGGAGCAUCCAGGCCCACCACGGUCAAUCAUCUCAGGUCUCGAAACCCCUCCAACACCAUCAACCAACUUCCCAUCAAUCCCAUCCCGUACCCAUAACCCACCCUCCCUCAUAUGUCACACGCCAUCUCAAAAUGCAGAGAGCCCUCCGAGCCUCGGAUUCCGCCCUCGCCGCCAUCGGCAACACGCCCCUCGUGCGCCUCCGCCGCCUGGUGCCCCCCAACCACGCCGAGGUCUACUUGAAGCUCGAGUACACCAACCCGACCGGCUCCCACAAGGAUCGCAUGGCGGCCGCCAUCAUCGAGAAGGCCGAGCUCAGGGGCGCGCUGAAACCCGGCAUGAAGGUCGUCGAGGCCACCGGCGGCAGCACGGGCUCCUCGCUGGCCUUCGUCUGCGCCGUCCGGGGCUACCGCUUCCAGCCCGCCACCUCGGACGCCUUCGCCCCCGAGAAGCUCAGGACCAUGGCCGCCUUCGGCGCCUCCGUCGACAUCAUUCGGAGCCCCUCGGGACGCAUCACUGCCGACCUGAUCCCUGCCAUGAUCCGCCGCGCCCGCUCCGUCGCCGACGAGGACAGCGCCUACGCGACGGACCAGUUCAACAACGCCGACGCCCUGGUCGGCUACGAAGGCCUGGGCCGCGAAAUCCUCGCGCAGCUCCCGGAAGGCGUCGACGCCUUCUGCGCUGCCGUCGGUACCGCCGGCCUGGCCAUGGGCGUCUCGAGUGUCCUCAAGGCCGCACGGCGCGACACCCGCGUCGUCGUGCUGGAGCCGGCCUCGACGCCCGUCAUCACCGAGGGCCGCGCCGGUGCGCACGGCGUCGAGGGCAUCGGCAUCGGGUUCCUGCCACCGCUCUUGGACCGGGCGCUGUACGAUGAGGCGAGGGCGGUGGAGGAGGACGAGGCGCGCGCCAUGUGCCGGCGGCUGGCCAGGGAAGAGGGCAUAUUUGCUGGGGUCUCAACCGGUAUGAACGCCGUUGCGGCGAUCCGGCUGGCUCGAGAGCUGGGGCCCAGGAAGAGAGUCGUGACGAUCGCGUGUGAUUCAGGUCUGAAGUACCUGAAUAGUGACUUGUUUCAUGGUCCCCAGUAGCCACCUCGUAGAUGGUGCAGCCUGAGUUGAAGCGGUUGCCAGCAUGACAGCACCGACGCCGAGUCCCUCUCGUGGACUGACGCUC